Messenger RNA from Diachasma alloeum, 2538 nucleotides. RefSeq lists its product as uncharacterized. The record is from RefSeq and is a predicted model, not a curated record. NCBI's taxonomy places the organism in Eukaryota, Metazoa, Arthropoda, Insecta, Hymenoptera, Braconidae. Gene Ontology annotation, molecular function: nucleic acid binding. Gene Ontology annotation, biological process: DNA integration. The transcript has 2 exons. Bases 1 to 2538 code for a protein of 845 amino acids.
AUGGCUGACGCGCUCCAACAGGAAAUAGCGAGGCUACAGGCCGAGCUACACAAAUGUAGAGAAACUGCCCGAACCGAAAUCAUGAGCAAAGACGAUCAUAUCAUGGAGCUGGAAGCCCUGGUACAGCAGCACUCCACCGAAGUUAGAAGACUCCAGGAACAUGUAACGAUUAUUGGAAGUAAGCAGAUGGUAACAGCGUUGGGAACGAUCGAACCAUACGAUCGCAAAACUGACUGGUCGCAGUGGUUACAGAGACUGGAACACUAUACUGCAACAAAUUCAGUGGCAAGUAAUAAACACAAGGAAUUAUUCUUAAGCAUUUUGGGAGCUGAGGGUUAUGCUUUACUCUCCAAUUUAUGUGCUCCAAUUGAUAAGAAUGGAAUCCAUGUUUGCAAAGACAAAGUAGAGGCAAUUAAUGCCAUUAAAACACCCCUGAAUACCACUGAAUUAAAACGAUUUCUUGGCAUGACGAAUUAUUAUUCAAAAUUUGUUAAUAAUUAUGCCCAAGUAGUAGCACCAUUGUACAAGUUAUUGAGAAAAGAGAUAAGAUGGAAUUGGACAGAAGAGUGUCAAGUAGCUUUUGAUUUGAUUAAGGAAAAAUUACUAUCUCCAGAGGUUUUGAUGCACUAUGAUCCCAAGUUACCUCUCAAAAUUACAUGUGAUGCUUCGCCAGUAGGGGUUGGAGCAGUACUUUCGCACAUACUACCAAAUAAUAUUGUCAGACCAGUAGCUUCCAAUUCAAGGUCAUUAACAGUAGCUGAAAGAAAUUAUGCACAAUUGGACAGAGAGGCCUUGGCACUGGUUUUUGGGGUAAAAAGUUUUCACCAGUAUGUGUGGGGGAGGAAAUUUUGGUUCGAAACGGAUUACAAGCCUCUCAAAUUUAUUUUUGACCCAAAUAGGAGUCUACCAAACAUGGUAGCAGGCAGAGUCCAACGAUGGGCAGUAUUUUUAGCAUCUUACGAUUUCAUUCUAGAGCAUAUUAAAGGUACUGAUAACGGAAGCGCUGAUUGUUUGUCACGUACUCUAAAGCCAAUGGUGGAGGAAGCUGAUAGGAAUCAGGAUUUUUCAUAUUUGAAUUUUAUUGAAUCUGAGGUACCAACACUAGAUAUUGAAUUGAUCAGAACUGAGACAAAAAGAGAUGAAACAUUAUCGAAAGUUAUUAAGUAUGUUAGAGAUGGUUGGCCCAAGGAGAUUAAGUCUGAAUUCGAGAUUUUUAAGAGACGACAGAAUGAAUUGUACGUAGAAGAUGAUUGUUUGAUGUUAGGAAUGCGAGUUGUUGUGCCAAUUGUAUUAAGAUCUAUGGUGUUGAGUGAGCUCCAUGUAACACACAUGGGCAUUGUAAGGAUGAAAGCUAUGGCUAGGUCGUUUGUGUGGUGGCCGGGAAUAGACAGUGAUAUCGACAAAAUCACCAAAACUUGUCAGUUGUGUUUGGAGAACGCAUCCAAUCCACCCAGAUCUGAGUUGAACGUCUGGAAAUGGCCAGAGGGACCCAAUCAGAGGAUUCACAUUGAUUAUCUUCAGAUAAAAGACAAAAUGUAUCUGGUGAUAAUCGAUUCGUUUUCCAAAUGGAUUGAUGUGAAAGCAAUGAAAGACAUUACAUCGAGAAGGACAAUCCUGGCGAUGAGUGAGUACUUCGCAACAUGGGGUUUUCCGAACGUGUUAGUGAGUGAUAAUGGACCAAGCCUGAUAUCAGAAGAGUUUGAAUCCUUCCUGAAGAGAAAUGGCAUUCUCCACGUAAAGACUGCCCCGUAUCAUCCAGCCUCCAACGGAGCAGCCGAGAAUGUAGUAAAAACAUUCAAGAGGCAGUUCAAGUUGCUACAGAAGAAUAAUACCAACGAGGAUGUAGCACUAACGCAGGUGUUGAUGAGUUAUCGCAGUACCCCACACUGCACCACAGGAUAUACGCCAGCCGAAUUGCAAACAGGACGACCAAUGAGAGCGAGACUUGACCUUCUAAAACCGUAUUUACGUAACCGUGUAGUUCAACAGCAAGCAAGACAGAAAUAUCAUGCUCCUGGAUCGGGACUACACUCGUUUGAUGUUGGUGAAGUGGUCAUGGCCAAAGAUCAUCUGAAAAAUAUUUGGAUUAGAGCUGAAGUGGUUGAGAGACACUCUCCUGUAACGUACAUCGUCAGAACAGCUAAUAGGUUAAUAUGGAAAAGACACGUGGAUCAACUACGUCCCACAUUGUUACAGGAGAAACUGCAAGUGAAUUCUGAGGACAGCGGGACAUCAAUAGAGAGGAAUCUAGUUCCUUCAGAGCGAGAGGGUUCAACUGAGCAUUCAUCCCUAUUGGACAACGUUCCCGAAGCAGUCAGCCCUAUGGAAGCAGUUGCAAAUGAAUUGCCUAGUUCACGUGAUAGUGAGCCCAGUGGUAAUUCGAGCGACCCAGUAGGUGCAUUUCCACCCGAGAAGACUAUAAGCAGUUCCACCAGGGUCAGGGACAUCACGAAAACCCCAACACCUACUCCAGUUGGAGAUCCCGAGUUACGUCGUUCAAGUCGCAUUAGAAGACCAGUACAAAGACUCAACUUAUAG